Messenger RNA from Cherax quadricarinatus, 1302 nucleotides. The record is from RefSeq and is a predicted model, not a curated record. NCBI's taxonomy places the organism in Eukaryota, Metazoa, Arthropoda, Malacostraca, Decapoda, Parastacidae.
AUGACCAUACUCUCUGCAGAGGCGGCACGUCCGGCGUUGUCCAGCAUACGACACUAUUACCUGCGUGCAGAAGUGAUCAAAGUUCCACCACCGGCCGAAUUUGCUGGUGGCAUCGGGGAGUCUGGCUUUGGUACUAGUCACGGUAAAUACCCAAUUUUCGGGGUUCCCCCAGGGCUCAGUUUCAGGCCCUGGUACUCCUUCGUGCAACCUCCUGACACAGUCUGGGGUGUUAGACUCGAUAAUGGUUCAUGGACCGGCAUGAUGGGUAUGGUGGUGAGGGAGGAAGUAAGUAUUGGUGCUGGACCGUUUAUGGUCGAUAGAUGGCGAGCCGAGGUGGUGGACUUCACUGUACCAAUGGUAAUAGACUAUUGGAGGAUCCUGGGCGUUCGUGGUGUUCCCGAAGUGGACCCCUGGGGCUUCUUGUUCCCCCUGGCACCACUGGUGUGGGCGACAAUCCUAGUGAUGCUGGUGGUGCUUGCUGCUGCAGUGUUCCUCAUGUAUUCCUGCGGCUCUCUCAAGAGUGAUGAUCACAACUACUGGUUACAGGUCUCCUUCGGCUAUGUUCGGAUAUUAUUACAGCAAGAUAUGACGCUGCCUAUAAUCUGGUUGUGGGAGAGGGUUGUGUUGAUGGUGUGGAUGAUGGUGACACUGGUGUUAACACGGAGUUACUCUGGCAACCUCAUGGCUCUCCUGGCAGUGAGACACAUCCCUCAACCUUACCAAACACUACGUGACGUGAUGGACGACCCGUCAGUGAAGCUGAUAUGGCAAAAAGACUCUGCUUCUGUUCCUUAUCUAAAAACAGCGAAGUUUGGUAUAUACCGGGAGAUAGCUGAUUCAGAGAAGACUGGUCGGCUGAUAUUUAUACCACAUCCGCAGUUCCCAGAAGCCAUAGACACUUUAGUACGACGUGGCGACCACGUCAUCAUUGAUAUUCGUGGUGAUGUCAGGUCUACUAUUGCUCAAGAUUUCACAAAAACAGGAAAAUGCUCAUUUUACCAGUCCAGAGAAGAGUUUCUCCUGGUAAUGUUAGCCAUGAUUAGUCAAAAGGACAGUCCACUCGUUCCAGUUCUAAAUAAAAGGAUGACGUCGAUGACGGAGGCUGGGUUGUUCUUCCAGUGGUUGAUAGCUGAAGAACCCAAUGCCACUGUGUGUGAUCAUGUUCCCACCAAGAUCACUGUCAACGAAGCUCUCACUUUCAGCAACCUUUCGGGAAUGUUUGUUAUCCUCCUGGUGGGUCAUCUUACCAGUCUGUCUGUACUCUGCCUCGAGCUUCUCAUUCUUCACAUUCAAAAACUCUAG